AUGACAUUGUUGAUUGGGCUGGAUGUGCAAGUCGCCUACGGUGUCGACUUUGACGUGCCCCCCGCAAAGGUGGACAAAUCCAAGUCCCGGAACAAGAUGCGUCUGCAAAGACUGUCCGAAAAGGUCUGGCGCAUGUUUGUCGGUACCCUACAAGAAACCCACUCCAAGAAGCGUAUCACCGACCUCUACCCCUCUAUCCACUCACUCGACGACGCACUCGACGACGCACUCGACGACGCACGCCGCCCUCAUCCCCAAUUGACGGCAGGUUCAGCACUCGGUCUGGACAUAUACAUUGGCGACCAAGAUAUCGACCCUGCGCAAGCCAUCAUCAUUCCCGUCAAGACGACAAAAGCGACCGCCAAGGCGACUGCCCCGAAAAUUUUGAAAGUGUGGAAGCCAGCAAUGGACACGCCGAAAUUGUCCAAUAAUAGGCUGUUUGCGCGGAUCAUAGCGAAAUCUGAGGAGGAGGGGAGUCAGCCGCCGGUGAGCAUAAUCUCUGAAUGGGAUGAGGAGUCGCUGACAAUACAUAGGGUGCCCACUUGGUUCGACUCAAAGGAACCGGUCAAUCCGAGCAUCCACCGUGUCAAUGAAGCCAUCUUUCACGCCUCUCUGACCGCCGACCUUGACCAAGGCCCCUGGGCGCACCUCAUCCCAAAAUCCUCAAGUACUUUAAUACCCCAGCCAAAGCGGAAAAGAAGGUGGAAGACGUGA
Molecule: messenger RNA, 714 nt
Organism: Cryptococcus amylolentus CBS 6039
Lineage: Eukaryota; Fungi; Basidiomycota; Tremellomycetes; Tremellales; Cryptococcaceae
Exons: 3
Coding region: 1-714 (237 amino acids)
Source: RefSeq, a predicted model, not a curated record